Messenger RNA from Cuscuta europaea, 367 nucleotides. NCBI's taxonomy places the organism in Eukaryota, Viridiplantae, Streptophyta, Magnoliopsida, Solanales, Convolvulaceae. The record is from the annotation of a GenBank genome assembly.
GCUCGAACUUCUAAGUGAUUACGACCUGGAAAUCCAAUACCACGAGGGAAAAGCUAAUGUGGUGGCGGAUGCUUUGAGCCGGAAAUCUGAGCACUCAUGCCGAGCAACAUGGAUAUUACCAGAAGAACUGUUCCGAGACUUUCAAAGAUUGAACUUGGAAGUAAAACAAUAUGGCGAAGUAGAUAGUGAAAUACAGUUAUGUACUAUGACCGUUACACCAUCUAUCUUCGAGGAGAUCAAGAAUGGGCAACCGGGAGAUGUGAAGCUCGAGAGAAUCAAGGAAAGAAUGAAAGAUGGGAUCAAGAAUGGGCAACCGGGAGAUGUGAAGCUCGAGAGAAUCAAGGAAAGAAUGAAAGAUGGGGUCAAU